UUCAAAACGUUAGUUAUGAAUGACUAAAGGUUGUAAUUGUAAAUUUGUCUAUUGACCAAUUAUUUUUUUGUAUAAUUUCUAGUUGAACAGUAUAUUCAAUUUUAUAUAGAAUUUUAUAAGGUCUUGACUAGCCUGGUUUUCUGUGAAUUAUAUAGAAUCUAAAUUUCAGUCUUUUGUUCAACACAAAUCAAAGAGAGUGAUAUAAGAGGAUAAAUUUUGAACAAUGAAGGAGUGUGUGGAAUUCAAGAAUACCGAUGCUAGAAACAUCAAUGAUGUUCUAUACUAUGAGCUGUUGGUGAAUAUUUUUAUGGCCUUUAAUGUUGUAGAGCUUGCAACAGUAUCAAGAGUGUGUAAAACUUGGCGUGAAGUUCGUAGUGACCCUAAACUUUGGCAUAAGCUUGACCUUAGUGUACUCUGCUAUAAGCCAUUUAACGUACCCAGGAUGCUAGGAUCUUGGAGAGAUUCAAGUGAAAGACUGACUAAAAUUUUGAGAGGAAUCUUAACUCAGAGCGAAGUAGAACACAUUCGUUGUUUUGUGUUCAAUUAUUAUACUUACUUAAAGGAUGAACAUUUGCUCCUUGUUGCUGAAAGGACUCCAAAUCUAAAAAUGUUAGUUCUACCUGCCAUAUGUAAUUUUUCAAAAGAAGCAAUUGAACAUGCAAUUAGUUUAUGGGUAGGGCUUGAAUCCAUCACAAUUACCCGCAUGAUCAAUCAUAAGGAUAUUUUUCUUGCAAUUGGCAAAUACUGCAAAGGAAUCACCAGUCUGAAAUUCACUACUGGCUUCAAAAUGGAUCAUGCUAGAGCCUUGAUCGAACACACCCCAAAUCUCAAGUUCUUGAACCUUCAAUCCAUAAUAGUAAGCUUUAGAGCAUUGUGCUGUGUGCUUGAGAACUUGAAGCAUUUGGAGAUUUUGAACCUCUGCCAUAGUCUCAUUAUAGACAAGCCUGACACAUCAAACCAGGUUGUUUUGUACACUUUUUGCCAAUUGCAACAUCAUCAAUGGCCGCUCCUCCACCGUUUGAGAAAGAUUCUGACUUGUCAAAGUAAUAACGGCUGUGCCAUAUGCAAGAAUAGGAUGGCGGGUCAUAACUAUCUGAUCAAGAAGGCAUUACAUGAAGCCUUUGAAUAAAUUAUAUGAUCAUGAAUGAAGAAGCUUCAAAUAAAUGUGGUUGUUUAAACAUACACAAUUUGAAUUACUUUCAUGGAAGUAGCUAUUAUGAAUUACUGUUAUUCUUGUUUUGGCAUAAAAAUAUGAGUAUCUAUGUUGGAUAAUUUAUAUUCCUAUAUGCAAAAUUAGUUGUUAUCUUCGGGAAAAUGAAAUAA
Molecule: messenger RNA, 1323 nt
Organism: Arachis duranensis
Lineage: Eukaryota; Viridiplantae; Streptophyta; Magnoliopsida; Fabales; Fabaceae
Product: F-box/LRR-repeat protein At3g48880-like
Exons: 3
Coding region: 224-1129 (301 amino acids)
Molecular function (GO): protein binding
Source: RefSeq, a predicted model, not a curated record